Pristis pectinata (smalltooth sawfish) is the source of this 5024-nucleotide messenger RNA. RefSeq names its product double C2-like domain-containing protein beta. NCBI's taxonomy places the organism in Eukaryota, Metazoa, Chordata, Chondrichthyes, Rhinopristiformes, Pristidae. The transcript has 9 exons. The coding region runs from base 4 to 1185 and encodes 393 amino acids. Gene Ontology annotation, cellular component: membrane. The record is from RefSeq and is a predicted model, not a curated record.
UGCAUGACAGUCCGAAAAGGAGAAAAAAUGGCCAUAAGCAUUCAGGAGCAUAUGGCUAUUGAUGUCUGCCCAGGUCCUAUUAAACCUAUUAAACAAAUCUCUGAUUACUUCCCUCGUUUUCCUCGUGGUCUUCCUGCAGCUGUGAGCCGCAACAACUCUAUGCAUUCCACCAUCAGCCAGCCCUCUGUCACCCAGUCCGAGACUACAAAAGAGGAGGACGAUGUGGACAAAUUAUUUGGAGCUUAUGGAGCUGCAUCGGCUGCACCUACCAAACCCGAAGAGGAGACUGAAGCUGAAGGCUAUGAAUCUGAUGAUUCUACCACCCUGGGUACAUUAGAUUUCAGUUUGCUGUACGACCAAGAAAACAAUGCUCUCCAUUGCUCAAUAAAUAAAGCCAAGGGCCUCAAGUCAAUGGACCACAAUGGACUUGCUGAUCCCUAUGUCAAAUUGCAUUUGCUCCCUGGUGCCAGUAAGGCGAACAAACUAAGGACAAAGACCUUACGAAAUACUUUGAAUCCAGUCUGGAAUGAGACUCUUACUUACUAUGGAAUCACUGAUGAGGACAUGGUACGAAAGACAUUAAGAGUUUCAGUUUGUGAUGAAGAUAAAUUCCGUCAUAACGAGUUUAUUGGUGAGACCCGAAUUCCACUGAAAAAAUUAAAGCCAAAUCAAACGAAGAAUUUCAACAUUUGCCUGGAGAAACAACUGCCAAUAGAUAAAACAGAAGACAAGUCACUGGAGGAGCGUGGUCGGAUUCUCAUUUCUUUGAAGUAUAGCUCACAGAAAACUGGGCUUGUUGUUGGCAUUGCACGAUGUGCACACUUAGCAGCUAUGGAUGCAAAUGGCUACUCAGAUCCUUAUGUAAAAAUAUAUUUGAAGCCAGACGCUGACAAGAAAUCAAAGCAUAAGACAGCUGUCAAAAAGAAAACCCUUAAUCCAGAAUUUAAUGAGGAAUUUUUCUAUGAGAUCAAGCAAGCAGAUUUGGCUAAGAAAACUCUGGAAGUAACUGUUUGGGAUUACGACAUAGGAAAAUCAAAUGAUUUCAUUGGUGGGGUGACGCUUGGAAUUAACGCAAAAGGUGAACGUUUAAAACACUGGUUUGACUGUUUGAAGAGCAAGGACAAGAAAAUUGAGCGCUGGCACACUUUGACCAACGAACUGCCAGGGUCUAUUCUCAGCGACUGAUGCCAGGUGUCUAUUGCAAAUCUUGCUCUGCAACUUGGUGCAAGACAAGUAAGGUUCUGUCUGAGAGUAACUGCCACAGAAAGGUUGGGCCUUUUGCACUUUUCUUUUCAGAAACAAGUCUCUCUAGGCCUCUUCACAGAUACCUAACUUUGCCUGGUAAUCUUGUGGCUUACAUAUUGGCUUAUGUACAUGUUUACAUGCAUUUGUGUAUCUGAGCACUUGGGAUAAAUUUCAGAGGAGUCCCUUUGGAUGACUUUUUAUAAUUGGUUUAGCACCAGGAAUUAUCUGCUUUUGAUGACUGAUACUUUUAGCGACCCAGGCCAAGCAAAUUAUUUACUGUUUUUGAAGUAUUUAAAUUUUAAUAAGAUAAAAGAAAAGUAUCUAGAGUACUUAAAUAUAGCUUUCCUCUCUGCCACAGACAGAUGAACCAGUUCUAGAAGAAGUUGCACAAAGGAACGGAUCCUGUCUUACAUCUAGUCAUAUUUUGGAGUAAUAUAGUACUUUUGAUACAGUACUGAAGAAUGAUGGCCAUGAUAGUGGCCAGUUUUCCAUAAGUCACAAUUAAUGUAGUGAAAGAAAACAUAGCUUGUCAAUAUUCAGAAAAGAAGAUUCACAAGUCUAAAAUAAAGCUUUAAGAUAGCGCACUAAAUAAAUGUACAUGCUUCACAUGUUAAUUGCUUCCUUUUCAUCAUUGGAAUUGGAAGAGCAUGGUGUAAAAUGUCACUUUUCUGCAUUGGAGGCAUGGGUUUAAAUGGACAACAGGGAUUGAAUAAUUCAUUUUAGUCCUAAUGAACCAUGUCACUAUUAUUAGGACACCUCAAUAAAUCUUACAUCCAGUAGAAAUCUAUAAAACAAGACAGCUCUCAAUUAAUUGUGUUGUACUGCAAAUCCUGUGUUGAAUAUGAGAAGGUGAAAAAUGUUAGCAAAAUGCUUAACCAUCUGAAAAAUAAUUGAGUUCAUAUUUGUAGGACCCAGUGAAGGAGAGGGACUAAUUAACUAUUCCAUUUGAAAAACCACCACAGACUUGCUGGGAAAAUAAUCUUCGUCUAAGAUGUUUAUAUGAUCACUGGUCUGUGCUAUUCCCAAGCCAGAAGGUCCUCCUCCAUGUCUAGUGUAGAGCAGAGAAUAUCUCAAGCAGCAUAAUUUAACCAGUCUUUGUGUAUUUUCAUUAAAGAUCUGCACAGUGCCCAAUGACUAUUGCUAAAUAAUUCCAGCAGUACUUGUACAUUCAUAUACAGGCCACCUGGAAAAGUAGGAUGACCACAGCAUCCCAAAAGCUGCCUCAAUUUCACAAAAGCUGACAGGCCAAAAAAUAUACCAUAAAUAUAGAAAUAACAUUCAUAAAGUGUUUUUCACAUCCUCAAGCCCUCUCAUAACACUUUGCAACAAACAACUUGCUUUUGAACAGCAGCCGUUUUUGCUAUGAAGAUAUGAGGUUUAUUUUCAAAUCGAACCCUGGGGCACCUCAGAAAAUUUUAACUUUUGAUACUUUAUUUCUGCUACUUUGGCCCUUGCUCCGGUCUGCCUUGAAAACCAAAACUAAUUUCUCUCAAAAAUAUCACUGAUAUUUUAAGUGAGAAAAUAAAAGUCUUACUGGAGACUUUAGUCCAACUUUGUCGGAAGCAGUAAAUCUAGCUCCAGACUCAUCAUAUCAAUCUGUGAACUGACAUGUUUUAUAAUGCCACUUACAAUAAUUCCAAACAUUCGACAUGUGCAAGCUGGCUAUCCCAGCUCCCCUGUCCCCGACAGUAUUGCAGCCCAGUAGCAGAUGCCAAGUUAGAUGAAUUGCUGUUGUACUGAAUUAAUCAUUUGAAAUACCAACUUUCCAUUUCAAUAGUUACAGAACAGCUAAGUAGGAAAUGAAACAAACCCAUAUAACUAAGCCCUGAUAUCCAAUCACACAGAAGCAUGUACCUAUCAGACAUUAAUGCACAUGUUUCUCAGGUUACUCUUGUGUUUUAAUUUCCAAUAAAUGCAUACUGAAACUCCUACUUCAAAAGAAAAUUGUUCGAAUUCCUGAAUAACCAUAAUGUUGCUUCUUUGGAUGCAGCCUCUGAUUGUAGGUCCUGCAUUUAGUGGCAUUUAAUGACGGGAGAAAUGCCAGGGUGAACCAGAUUGCCUGGUCUUAUCAAGAUUCCACCCACACUCUCUGGUAUCUCUGACAUUUCCGCCUGAGAAAGACUGUGUGGAACUGUUGGGUUUUCCUUUCAAUCUGCUGCCCCUGCUUCAACUGGUGCUUCAACCAGUUCUAGAAAUAGAAGGAAAAUUUUGUGCAUUUUUGGUGAUUGGAUCGAUAAACUGUGGUGCCAAUUUUACACCUGGGUGACAUGAAUACAACCUAUCCCUCAUCCCUGUAGGAUUUGCCUCCUUAACAAGCCAGUUCUGCCCACUGAAUGAACACAUGCAACAAAGGGCUGAAAUUUAUCUUGUCUAAUGGCUUCAUGGAGUAGCACACAGUACCACAGUCCAUGCACUGACCUUGUGAGUCACCAUCUCCACUACAGCAGCCUUCACCUUUAGUUUCUUAUCCCCUCAGAGAGAUUUGGAAGUUAUUAAUCCCUUGUCCCUUAAACCCUGGAAAAUCCAUUGUGAGGAAUUGCCUUUUUGACACUGACUAAAGGCAUUCAGCAAUGUGUCACUUUUAUUUGUCCUCAUUUCUUUGCAUUUUCUGACUCUAACUGCUAGAUGCUCCCUGUACCCAUGACUUGUCCCUGAUGCAAUGUUUAAUUAAUGCAAGUUAGUGUAUCCAAAAGAACUCAUUGCUGUUUUCAUUCUGGCUCUUUUAAAUGUUGCUCCACUGCUGACCACAAAAUCCACCUAUACAAGUGCAGGCUAAUAAAUAAUAUAGACACAUUCCGAUAACUUGCUUUUGGGAUGGUUUGUAGCCUGGCAAUGAACAACUUUCAAUUGCUAUUACUUUUAUCACUUUCCUCCUCAAGAACUGCUGGUACCAAAUACAUUUUAGCCUUUUUGAUGAUAAAAUGCUGCAUUAAAGUUGAAAAUAAUUCACGGUAUCAGCCAAUUAAUGGUCUACAUCUGUGUCCCUUUCAAAUUAAAAUACAUUAACUUCACUGGCAGGUUUCUGAGUCCCAGUUCUUUUGUGAUGGUAAUUGAAUUUGAGAUUGGAGUAAUUUCCCCCAUCUUUCCUACUUGAAUGAAAAGGACACACAUCAAGUUAUUGGUCAGGAAGACUGUAAUCAUGUGCAUUGACUUUAAUUUAAGGAGAUUUCUGUUAUUUUACUGUUUGUGCAACAUCAAUAGCUGAUGCAAUCUUUGUCAUUAGAAAUGUAUGGCUAUUUAAUUAAAGUGCUAUGGUACAUACUGCUCAGUAUUUGAAGCUGACUAAACGUGUACAAGGUAAAACAUUAAAGAAUGUGAAAUUUCUGAGGGGUGGGGGUGUCUCAUUUAGAAAUCACAUCACAAAACCUUAAGUAUCAAUAACUAUAUUUAAAUAUUUGGACUUUUUUAAACUAUCUACUUAAUAAUAAAACCGUGUUGAAUGUGCAGAACUCAGUUUGAAAAUGAAUUCUUGUACGCUUUAUAUGAAUCUGAAUUUUGUAUGGAUUUCAAUUAAUGUGCAUGGAGCUUAUUUGGCUGCUAUUAUUGUAUUAAAUUGCAAAGCAACAACCAGCAAACAUUCCAGUUUGAAACUAUAUUGUGGGUUAUUAAGGCCAACAACAUGUUUCGAGUAUUGCUAGCAAGAUUACACUCUGCAUGAAGUGUUAACUUCCUUAUGCCUUUAAAAUAUUUGGCAGUUAAUCAUCUAUUUUCUGUAAAUGAACCUUGCACUACAGGUUAUAAUUAUAUAAUAAACAUUACCUACUUUAUUCUUUUGCAUG